Messenger RNA from Anopheles maculipalpis, 1272 nucleotides. Its product is annotated as zinc carboxypeptidase-like. Gene Ontology annotation, biological process: proteolysis. The record is from RefSeq and is a predicted model, not a curated record. The transcript has 2 exons. NCBI's taxonomy places the organism in Eukaryota, Metazoa, Arthropoda, Insecta, Diptera, Culicidae. Gene Ontology annotation, molecular function: metallocarboxypeptidase activity; zinc ion binding. Bases 34 to 1272 code for a protein of 412 amino acids.
UACCGGUGGGAUUGAUCUGCAGUCGCCAGCAAGAUGUCUGGUGAUGUUGCUGGGGAAAGCGCCGCCCGGUAUGACAACUACCGGUUGUAUCGCGUAGACCUUGCCACGGAGGAGCAUGUGCAGUUGUUCCAGCAGCUGGAAGCCAAGAGUGAUAGCUGCACGUUUUAUGGCCAUGCCCGGCAACCCGGUCAGCAGCUAACGAUCAUGGUAUCGGCCAGCAAGGUGGCCGAUUUCGAGGAUCUCCUCACACUGCAUUCGGUCGGUGGUCGUGUGUUGGAGCGCAAUGUGCAGCAGCUGAUUGAUCGUGAAGCGACCACUGUCAAACCGGUCACCGCAGAUCCGGCCGAGCUGGACUGGGAACAUUACUAUCAGCUGGAAACGAUUUACGCCUGGAUGGAUUCACUUGCCACACGGUAUCCCGAGUUUGUGAGCACACUCGAGAUGGGAAGCAGCUACGAGGGACGCCCGAUUAAGGGAGUUAAACUUUCGCGCCGGCCGGACAAUAAAGCGAUCGUCGUCGAGGGUGGCAUACAUGCGCGGGAAUGGAUUUCGCCCGCAACGGCCACGUUUCUGCUGAACGAACUAAUCACGUCCACGGAUGCUACCGUCCGGGAGCUUGGUACCGCGUACGAUUGGUAUUUCUUCCCGAUCGUCAAUCCGGACGGGUACCGGUUUACCUUCACCGGCGAUCGGUUGUGGCGCAAAAAUCGUAAACCUUACGGGCUUUGCCGGGGCGUCGAUUUGAAUCGCAACUUCGCUAGCAACUGGGGCGGCAUUGGUUCGAGCGACGAUCCGUGUAGUUACGACUUUGCCGGCAGUGGUCCGUUCUCCGAACCGGAAUCGGCCGCCAUUGCUAACUUUAUACGCGAAAACGUUGGCACGGCCCGUAUCCGGACGUACAUUGCGCUGCACUCGUACUCCCAGCUGCUAAUGUUCCCGUACGGUCACACGCCGGAAAAGGUAGCGAACUAUGACGAUCUGCAAACAAUUACGACCAAAGCGAUCGAAGCACUCACGGCGGUUAAUGGUACGGCGUUUCGGGGCGGCAGCAAGUACGAAACCAUCUACCCGUCCAGCGGUGGUUCGAUCGAUUGGGCGUACCAGCCCGGCGGCGUACCGGUGUCGCUUACGUUCGAGCUGCGCGGACCGCCAGACUCGACCGAUAUGUUUAUCCUGCCAGCGGAACAGAUACUGCCGGUCGGGCGCGAAACGCUGGCGGCAUUCGUGGCGAUCGUGCGUGAAGCGGCACGGCUCGGUUACUACGAUCGCUAG